AUGGCUUUGAAAUGGCAUUGGUUGCUACGCCACUGGCGACGCGCGAGGCGAGAACGGCUGCAUCCGCGGCGCGCAGAUGCGGAUGGAUAUACCCAAUUCGAUACCCCUUUCUUCCUGAUUAGCAGCAGCAUUACGAAAAUCGAUUCCCUCGCCACAACCCACAACUGCACUAUUUGUCUGACUGCUUCCUUCCUGCAUCCUAAUCCCAUCGCACGACCUGGUGUUGUGUUUUGCCGAUUCCGGUUCGCCUUUUCCGUUGCGUGUGUGUGUUUUUUUUCUUCUUGGGGCUAUUCAGGGGAACUACGAGGGAUGAUGGAGGAUAAUUUUAUUGAUCACGUGCGUCAUGAUGGUCAUUUCAAUGAUAUGGAAUGGGGGAGCUGGAAGGAGGUCGCUUUCUGGACAAUUGCGCUCUUGGCCAAUGUUGGCUUCAUUAUGUACGCAGCUUGGAGAUUGGCAGUGAAGCACACGGAUGCCACUGGAAGCUCUAUUUUGGUGCCUAUGAAAGUCGAUGACUCUUCAGGUCAAUCUUCAGCUGUGCAGAACGCUCGGAGACGUGGUGGCAAGCCAGAACUUCCGCAGUAGACGAUCCCAGUUUCAUACAUGAUAAGAUGCUCCGCACCCAUGUCUCAUAUUUACAAUCGACGGGCCUGAUGAAUCUGCGUCAAACCUCGCCCGUCUCGUUUUAUUGUGGAGCAUUCUUGAGUAUGCACUAUCCAAAUCUUGUUGGAAAACAAUGGGGUGCAACGAUGCUGCACGGUGAUCUGCUCGUGACAUACCUAUUUCACCGAAACCUGUCCAGAAGUAUUUGCUUUUGAGGUUGCGUUCAAGGAUUUGAUUAAUCUGAUGCGCUAAAUCGGACGAAACGAAUUAUUGUUGCUUGGUUAGUAGCAUCAGCUGGAUUUGAGUUUGUGGCACUCUGAUGAAAUUGAAAACAACACUGCAACUGCAGAUUGUUGUAGAAAUGUUUUGUGUUAAAAAUCACUUUCCAGGCCAUGAGGAGAUUACACAUUUUAUUUAAGAUACAGUUUGUAUUUGUUGGCCUGAAUUGAUUUUGAGACUGAUAGUUAA
Physcomitrium patens is the source of this 1068-nucleotide messenger RNA. The record is from RefSeq and is a predicted model, not a curated record. NCBI's taxonomy places the organism in Eukaryota, Viridiplantae, Streptophyta, Bryopsida, Funariales, Funariaceae.